ACACAUGCAGCUCAAGGCAUAAAACACUAGGGUUUAGUAUCUCUCACAUCAUCGAUCACAUUCACCCCACACACUGAGCAAGAGGCGCAGCGCCGCCGCAACCUCGCCGUCACGACGUUGCUCUCUGCUUACGAGACACCAAAAUGGCAAGAGGGCUGAAGAAACACUUGAAGCGGCUAAAUGCCCCAAAACAUUGGAUGCUUGAUAAGCUUGGUGGUGCCUUUGCACCGAAGCCAUCAUCUGGACCCCACAAAUCGAGGGAAUGCCUGCCUUUGAUCCUUAUCCUCCGAAACAGGCUGAAGUAUGCUCUCACAUAUAGAGAAGUUAUUGCCAUCUUAAUGCAGCGCCAUAUUCUUGUUGAUGGCAAGGUUAGGACUGACAAGACAUAUCCUGCUGGUUUCAUGGAUGUUGUAUCUAUUCCCAAGACCAAUGAAAAUUUCCGUCUUCUUUAUGAUACAAAGGGCCGUUUCCGUCUCCACUCUGUAAGGGAUGAUGAGGCAAAGUUUAAGCUUUGCAAAGUUCGAUCUGUUCAGUUUGGGCAGAAAGGAAUCCCCUAUCUGAACACCUAUGAUGGCCGCACCAUCCGCUAUCCUGAUCCCCUCAUUAAGGCAAAUGACACUAUCAAGCUAGACUUGGAACUUAACAAGAUCACUGAAUUCAUCAAGUUUGAUGUUGGGAAUGUUGUUAUGGUGACUGGAGGAAGGAACAGAGGUCGAGUUGGUGUGAUCAAGAACAGGGAGAAGCAAAAAGGAAGUUUUGAUACCAUCCAUGUCCAGGAUGCCACUGGUCAUGAGUUUGCAACUCGCUUGGGUAAUGUCUUUAUGAUUGGCAAAGGAUCAAAGCCUUGGGUGUCUCUUCCUAAAGGCCGUGGUAUCAAGUUAUCUAUCAUUGAAGAGGCUAGGAAGAGGCAAGCUGCUCAACAGCAGGCAGCUGCUUAAGAGGCUGUUCGAAUACAUGCUUAUUGGAGCUUAUCUACUAAAAAAAGCACCAAAUAAGCUCUAAAAAGUGCAUUUUUGGUCCGCGUUCAAACAGGCUAUAAAUUUGAUUCCUUUUUAUUGCUACUGCUAUUUUAGUUUAUUUUAAGACUGCCUUGAGGUUAAGGAUGAGAAAGUUAUGCGUUUAUUUAACAUCUCAAAUUUUGAACUAGCCUUAUUGAUGAGUUCAAUUGGUUAAACUUGUCCAUUUUUUCUUCA
Molecule: messenger RNA, 1193 nt
Organism: Lotus japonicus
Lineage: Eukaryota; Viridiplantae; Streptophyta; Magnoliopsida; Fabales; Fabaceae
Product: 40S ribosomal protein S4-3
Exons: 5
Coding region: 144-938 (264 amino acids)
Biological process (GO): translation
Cellular component (GO): cytosolic small ribosomal subunit; ribosome
Molecular function (GO): RNA binding; structural constituent of ribosome
Source: RefSeq, a predicted model, not a curated record